CUAAAACAAUUUGAAAACAGUAUAGUAAAAAUACCCAAAGGUGCGUCCAUAUGGCAGAAGAAAAUUUCAAUGCCGACGAGUUGACUCCUCCGGAGUGGCUGAAUGUUCGGUUCAUGACUCAGGUGUUGAGUGGCCACGAAAAGGAUUCGAACCUGAAGGUGACCAACUUGAGUUUCACUCCGGCCAGUGCCAAGGGCGAUCACUAUGCCAGCAUAAUGUUUCGCGCUUGGGUGGAAUAUACGGCGCAGAAUGGAAACUACACCAAGUCGCUUAUCAUAAAAACGAUGCCCGUGGAGGAGGGUAUCAAAAAGGAUAUGUUUAAGGAUUCUCCACUAUUUGCAACUGAGAUUGGAAUGUACAGUAAGGUACUGCCCGAGUGGGAGAGGAUUCUCCGAACGGCAAAGGAUCCAAGCAAGCUAUACGUGAACUGCAUCUAUCACAGUCUACGGCCACAUCAGAUUAUCAUCUUUGACGAUCUGGUCGAGAUGGGAUAUGCAGUUGUGCGCGAUCGUUUCCUCACAAGGGAGGAAAUCUGCAGUGCCUACUCCAAGUUGGCCAAGAUCCAUGCCAUCAGUAUGAAGUUCAUUCACGAGCAACCUGAGUAUCUGAGUGAGUUUAAGAACGGAUUGUGUGAAAUGCCCGGGCUGAUGGACAGUUCCAUUAUAAACGGGGGCAUGGCUCCCUUUACGGCAAUGUUGGGUCGCAUUCCUGAACUGAACAAAUACCAGCCGCACUUUGAGAAGAUAAGGCUGCACUUUAAGGACCGAUUGCGGGAGACCAUGCAGGAGUAUCGACACCAUCCCCAGCCAGGAUACAACGUUCUCUGCCACGCAGAUUACCAUUCCCGCAACAUGAUGUUCAAGCACAAUAGGGAAACUGGCUGCUUGGAGGACUGCAUGUUGCUGGAUUAUCAGGGCUGUAAUGUGGCUCCCAUGGCCGUUGAUCUUAUGUACUCCAUUUACAUGCUGAUGGGGCCGGCACAGCGAAGAGCGGAGCUGGAGACUUUGCUGAACUACUACCUGUCCAGCCUCCUAGAGACUCUCAAGAAGAUUGGCUACCAGGGCUCAAUGCCCACGCCUCAAGGAUUUUGGGCGGAAAUGAAACGCCAUAGAUAUUACGAGUUUCUACUGCUGAGCACUUUCUUGCCAGUUUCGAUUGGGUUGCGUACGCAUAAGUUGGACAUAGGGGAUAUGCUGCACAACAAAGAAACACAUAAGAAACUAUAUGAACUGGAAGAUUUUAUAGAAGAAACCAAAUCUAUAUUGGCCAGAUUCCAGAAAUCAAGAUAUUUUGACGAUUUGUAAGAAAGUGUAAGCGUGAUAUAAAGAGGAAUAAAUGCAGUUUGAAUUGGUCACAUACCAUUUAAAUACAUUAAUAAUCUGUAAGCUUUUCGUCUUCGAAACAAUAGUAAACAAGACCAUCUGUGAAAUGCAGUGAGUUUCAAAGAGCUUGAAAGCUCAAUCAAAACAUCGAAAAUUCAGCGAGCGUGAAUGUUUUUAG
This is a messenger RNA of Drosophila erecta, 1500 nucleotides long. RefSeq lists its product as uncharacterized. The transcript is spliced from 3 exons. NCBI's taxonomy places the organism in Eukaryota, Metazoa, Arthropoda, Insecta, Diptera, Drosophilidae. Bases 51 to 1304 code for a protein of 417 amino acids. The record is from RefSeq and is a predicted model, not a curated record.